This is a messenger RNA of Paramecium primaurelia, 531 nucleotides long. NCBI's taxonomy places the organism in Eukaryota, Ciliophora, Oligohymenophorea, Peniculida, Parameciidae. The record is from the annotation of a GenBank genome assembly.
AUGAAGCAGUCUUUCCUGAUUAAUCUUUUAAUAAUAGGCUAUAUUUAAACAGCCAAUUUGCAAUGCUUGAACGUAUGUUCUAGAAUUAAUUCAACUAAAAGAGGAAAUUAUCUAAAUGUUUUAAAUUAUCAUAAUGGAGAUUUAAUCUCAUCGAAAAAUAAGAAUUAGUUUAAUGAUUAUAAUGAUGGAAGUCCUUUUAGAGAUGAAAUUUAUUUGGUAACUUCUUAUUUUGGUUUUUUAAUGUGUUCUUUAGGAUAAUCUAUUUAAAUAAAUUUGAUUCAAAAAUAUGAAUUAAAUACUCUAAAAAUCUGGCUUUGGGAUAGGACUAAUAGAUUUUAUACAAUUGAAGUAUUUAUAAUAUUUGAAAAUGUGGAAACAAGGAUUUAUGAGAGUAAUUAAGCUUAAAGCAUAUUGACAAUUCAAUUUCCAGCUUAAAAGGUCGAAUCAUUUAGAAUAUAUAAUACUGGAGGUAAUACAGUUAAUUCAAUUUUACAUAUAAUAAAGGUUGAAGCUUAUUAUAAAUUUCAAUGA